Molecule: messenger RNA, 3897 nt
Organism: Chara braunii
Lineage: Eukaryota; Viridiplantae; Streptophyta; Charophyceae; Charales; Characeae
Source: the annotation of a GenBank genome assembly
GUCCUGAGAUGCUGGGGGUCGUGAUGGAGCGUAGUUCUUCAAGAAACAAGAUACAAGGGACAUGGAGUGACAGAGGGUCUGACAUCGCCGAUGACAGGUCUUAUCAGCAGAUAUCACCGGACAGAAGAGUAGACAUAAGGCUUUCACGGGCACCAUCACUCAGUGACACCAGUGCUGCUGGUGCUGUCGCCGCUGUGGCUGAUGAGAUAUCUGAGCCAACCAGUGGUCGCCAAGAGAAUCAUACUUUCGAUAUGCAGUUGUCAAGCGGCAGUGAAUCCGAUGAGAAGGCUGUGUUGAAGGAUGUGGAAGUGGUAUCCAAGCAGAGAUUGUCAGCAGAGAGCGAAGUACCUGAGGUGGUGAAAGUGGAGGAUGAUACGUCUUCGAAACGAGAUGGAGGCACGGGCAAUGCAGUGGAGAAUGGAGGCUUCAGGAGGAUUGACAGGGAGGUAUCACCACAAGUACAGGAUGUGCGUGCAGGCAGAGCCAUGUCUCGGGAGAAUGGCAGUGUUAGCGAUGGGGGUAGAGAGCCGGAAGUCUCCAGGGGUGGUCUUGAGAGAGGUCUCUCCAUAACCGCUGGUUCUCUUGGAAGUAUGAAUGGACCUCCAAAGGAUGAGGUGGCUGCAGCAAGGGAGCACAGGUUACAUCAAGACCUAGAUGAGGCAAGAGGAUUGUUGAGGUCUGCAGCAUCAGUUGGGCAGUCCAAAGAAGCGCGACUUGCCAGGGUUUGUGAAAGGUUGCAGGCAAGGGUUCAGGAGCUGAAGGCAGAGAAUGCACAGCUUGAGGAAAUGCUUCACACACAGAAUGACAAGAGUGGAUCUGCACAUGAGAAAGUGAGGCAGCUGGAGCAAGAGCUAAUGUCAAGACGAUCGGCACUUGUGGCAAUGGAGAUGGAAAUAUCCCGCGCCAUAGAGGAGAAGAAUGCCGAAAUACAGAGCAUGGCAGUAGCUCUGGAAGCGGCUAAAAAGCAAGCAACUGCAGCAGAAGGAAAACUGGCAGUUAUGCAAAUCAGUACGGAGUCGGCAGUUAGGGACAGAGAGCUAAGCGAGGCAAGGAUACAACAGGCUUUACGGGAGCAGUUGGUGGCUGCUGAGAGGAGGGCUGAGGAUGAGAGGGAAGCUCAUGCGGCCACAAGGCAGGCGGCAGGGCAACGGGAGGCAGAGUUGGAAGCACGCGUGACUGAAGGAGCAGCUGCCUUGACGAAAAUGCAGAGGCUUGUGGAUGAACGGAAUGAGAAAAUGGCAACAUUGGAGCACAAGAUCUCAAUGCUAGAGGUUGAAUGCGCGACAUUGAAUCAGGAGCUACAAGAUGCUGACAGUAAGCUGAGGAGAGAGCAAAAGAAGGUUGAAGCAAGCGAGAAAAACCAGGCGUCUCAGGUGGAUGUAUUAAUCGAGGAAUCUGGAAAAGCACGGCGAGCCCAGAGGGAAGCGGAGGCAAAACUGUCAACAAUGGAGGCAGAGACGGAAAAGCUGCGCAACGAACUCGCAAAGGCUAGAAGAGAAGCUGGGAGCUCGUCGGUACAGGCUCAUGCGGAGCUGGAAAGGCGAUUUCGGGAGCUCACAGAGCUUUUGUAUUUAAAGCAAACCCAGUUGGAAGCACUGUCCAGCGAGAAGGCAGCCCUUCUACUCAAGCUUGAGAAAGAGGCUCGGCGUGCACGAGAAGCGAAGGCCCAGGUAGAGCGCGAUCAAUCAAUCAGGAGGCAUAUGCUCCUCGACGAUGAUGAGGCUGACAUGAAGAUGUUUGAGUUUUCGGCUAACCGAUUCUCAGGUGUUCGCCCGGGUAUUCGGACGGCUGCGAAGUACCUGGAUUUUGGUGCUGUGUCAGCGGGCAAGUUUUUGUGGCGACGGCCCCAAGCAAGAUUAGGUGUCUUAUUCUAUCUGCUACAGGAAAAAGCAGAUAUGUCGCUCACAGUUGCCUUGAAAGCGGCGGAGGCGGCAUCAGGGUUGGUCAAGCCAUGAUGUGUGGAGUAUAAUCACUGGGGGAGAACUUUUCGGUACAGCUCUGUUCUUCAGAAAAUGCACGAGAGUUAGGUGGUGUUUUGUUGAUGCCUGCGCAUUGUUACCAAGUGGCAUGGCUUGGGCUCAUCUGCAGCUGGUCGGCAUGCAUGGAAGGCGGAGUGACACAUAGAAGAUCAUACGGGCGAGGCAUAGAGGGCAUGCAGAAGGUGACCCACGUUGGCUGCUUUGAGGUACGUGUGGACGAUCACAUUAAUGAUUUUUCUUACCUCGACGCAGACAGUGUUUGAAUGGUCAUCACCUCACAAGAGAUGAAUAGAGCUGCCUGCCCUCAUCAUUGAAGGCAGGUGAGCUGAACAACUGUUGUGUGUUCAGAAAAUGGUCAAUCGCGCAUUCGGACAUGAUUGGGAAUCGUGAUGGAAUGCGAUGACGUGAUUCAAACGUGGUAAACUCCAAAAGUCACAGUAAGAUGUAGUCAUCACAGAUGAUGCCAGGUUCUUGUUGCUGGGGGGUUGGGAUUCGCUGAUGAUUGACAAAGCUAGCUGUACAGUCACCAUCGACAAUGCCAUGUUCCGGUUUGCGGCGAACUCAAAUCAACAGGAGAGAUCAUACAUGCAGCGUAUCCCCUGCAGCCACAGGACCAGCCUGCUGCUGCAGGACAUCAAGGGUGUUGAUCAUGUUAAAGGAUGGUCGUAAGGAGUCGUACGACCAAAGGAAAUCCGUCCCCAUGAGAAGAAGAGGCUCAAGGUGUUGCAGUGCAAAGAAGUUAGAUGUCGCUUCCGUCCAGGCGUAAGGUUCAUCCACUCAUGUAACUGCUACAAGCCCUUGAUGGAUUCGGCUGCUGUGGAGAAAAGCCGUCCAUGGCCAUCCACUCAUAUGCAGCUUAAAUUUUAUUAUUGGUUAAUUGUUGAACACAUAUGUAUCCUUUUGCCGGCUACAAGACGCUCUAUUUGGUAUACCCAUGGUUCGUUUCCAAGCAUUUCAUUUUGACUGGUUAUGUAGAACUGUAUGCGAGAUGCCCCGUUUGACAGAAGGCGAGCGUUUGGAUCUGCUGCCGCAGUUUGGGAAUAUUAGACUUGUCUGCCACCUGUUACCUGUUGGGAGAUUGCCGAUAUGCUCAGUCUUGGCAUCCUAGUCGACUGCUGAUGCAGAGUUGUCCCCCGCUGAAACAGGCUAGUCCCCUGCCGAACCCACUUAUCCCCUGACAAAGCAGGCUAGUCCCCUGCCAUCUCAGGCCCGUCCCCUGCCGGACCAGACUAGUCCCUAGCGGAGGCAGCUUGUCCCCUGCCAAACAAAACAGGCGAGUCCUCUGCUGAGGCAGCUUGUCCCCUGCAGAAGCAGGCUUGUCCUGUGCUGAGGCAGGCUAGCCCCCUGCUCCAUAGCCAAAGCAGGCUGGUCCUCCACUGACAGCUUUUCCCCUACAGAAGCAGGCUUGUCCUGAGCUGAGGCAGACUAGCCCCCUUUUCCGCUCCUGAAGCGGGCUAGCUCUCCUCUGAGGCAGGUUGUCCCCCUGUGCUGAGGCAGGCUCGCUACCUGUUCCGCUGCCGAAGCAGGCUAGCCCUCUGCUGAGGCAGCUUGUCUGCAUGUGCUGUGGCAGGCUAGCGACCUGCUCCCCGUGCUGAAGCAGGCUGGUCUUCGCCCGAGGCAGCUUGUCCCCUGCAGAAGCAGGCCUGUCCUGUGCUGAGGCAGGCUAGCCCUAUGCUGCGCAACAGUGAUGGUAUCUGCGACUUCACCGCUUGAGAACGAGCCAGACUGUACAAUGAUCAGCUUCUUAUGUCUGCUUAUACCCCUUGAGUCUUGACCAAUUUGGCAAACAUGCGCUUGGUGUACUGAAGGACUGCCGCAUUAUAAUUUGUGCCUCAAGGGUUGAAACCGUGCGUCUACCUGUGCGAGGGAGGCCACAGUCUGUACCCUUUCAAGUCUGUACAUAUGCUUGCAGACUCUG